CGAGACACCCACCCACACGCCGACGACACCAGAAACACAACAUGGAAAAUAAACAACCAAGAAUACCGGCCCUAAUGACACUACGACUGACGAGACCGACGACAAUAACAACAAACACAGAGAGAACACCACUACUACAAACACCAGGACAGGCCCCACACUCACACAGAUACGGACGCGACGGCACACACCAGACAGAGACCCGACGAACUCUACUACCGACACCCACUACACACACACAGGUAACAAAGACCGCCACGACAGUAACACACACAACAACCAUUGCACCCACAACCGCACAGAGACACUCACAAACACACACAACGAUGACCACACACACAAUUACACCCUCCGGACCAAGGCAAUGCCCGAAGUGCAACGGGCUGGUCCGGGGCACCAAAUACACAGAACACAUACAAACAUGCACACAAACUAACACAGACACACCACACCCACCACAAACUAUCACACACCCACCAACAGUUAUCCACACCACACGAACCACGGCCACACACACGACUACACACCCACCCACCAAGAAACAAACACCCCAUACAACCACACGCCCCACACCCACACCAACACCACGGUACACACCACCCCCCACACCGACCCCCCAAUGGACACACACCAGAUUCGCGAGACCACCACAGAAGACAGAGGACAGGAUCUUACAGACAUUCGCUAACAUGGACAGACACACAGAAUCGACACAGACAAAACAAACAUGCAAACAAUACACAGGACCACCCCCCGAGAUAAUAGCCAUAAUCGCAAGUUUAGUACCAGCAAGCACCCUACACGACGAAUUACGAGCACAUAAAGAAAGAUACUUGACUAGACGCGCACACGAACGCACAGACACUGACGAAACAGAAGCCAGCACCUCAACACACCAACCACACACCACACAUCAAACAGCACCACACAAAACACAACCCCACAACACACCAGACACCGACAGCGACACAGAUUCCACCACCUCCACCGCAGAGACAGUCAUACACAUCGAAACCACACACACAGGCACACUACAAACACAAACGACGGACAACGACACAGACAGUAACACCGACACCACCUCACUCACGGACACAGUCGAACAUACACAAACACCCCAACCAGCCACACACACCACACGGGACUCAAAACGAUACAAAAAACGAAAAUCAAUACGGAAACAGAAAAAAGAACAAAACAGGAAACACUAGACAAACUGACAACACCAAACGGACGGACGAACAACGACGCACACACAACACGGGACGCAAUACGAUACAAAAAAAAAAAAAAAAAAAAAAAAAAAAAAAAAAAAAAAAAAAAAAAAAAGGACAAAACAGAAAACACCAAAUACACUAACAACACCAAACCGACGGACGAACAACGACAGACGGAGGCCAAAGAAACAGAACACAACCCAAAAAGAGAGAAGAGAAGGGAGAAGAAACCACGAGCCACGAGGUACAAAGAACAACGCAAAAACUCACCAAGACCCACACCGACGAGAGCCACCGUACCAAAACCAAAAAUUCAAGUACAAAAUAAUAUAAGAAUAGAAUAAGUUUAUAUAAGAAAAAAAGAGACUAAGUAGAAUAAGUAGAUAUAAGACGACCCACAACCCACACCAAACACACACCCCGCAAAUACAACCCAACCUCCAUCCCUUAACCCCGACAGAUCGGAGCAGACAACACAAAGACAACAAAAAUAACAAAAGGAGAAUACACAGACGAAAGGACCACAAAAUCCGUCACCGAAACCGGCUCACCCUAUAGGCCUCGCCCCGCGUGGGGAGGGGGGAGUUGUGACGUUGCACCUAGAGUGCAAGUCACAACAAACCCCAAACCCGCGGGGAAGAGCCGAACGGGUGAGCCCUGUCCCGUCGGGAAAGACCCGAACAUCACCGAAGCCCCCCGACGCUCGGCAGAGCCGAGCGCGAGAAGCAGUACGAUCACGGCCGUAAACGCAGCAACACCGUCGACGCCAAGGAUACGAGCGAAAGAGAGAGAGAGAGAGAGAGAGAGAAAGAAAGAGAGUGAAGCACAAAUACACACACACCGACACAACCCCGCUACACGCACGCCGACGACUCCAGGAGAGGGAACCGGAGAGGCCCAACUACACUCCACCACACCUCGAUACACACACACACACGUUGACGACACCAGGUUAGCCUGCAUCCUACAGCCGAUCUGCUCCUCCCCUCGCAACACCAACCCUUUCGACCUCACACUCCCCGUCACACGAC
Messenger RNA from Neodiprion virginianus, 2248 nucleotides. RefSeq names its product mucin-2-like. The record is from RefSeq and is a predicted model, not a curated record. The coding region runs from base 42 to 1211 and encodes 389 amino acids. Lineage: Eukaryota; Metazoa; Arthropoda; Insecta; Hymenoptera; Diprionidae. The transcript is spliced from 2 exons.